This is a messenger RNA of Rosa chinensis, 1575 nucleotides long. RefSeq lists its product as uncharacterized. The record is from RefSeq and is a predicted model, not a curated record. NCBI's taxonomy places the organism in Eukaryota, Viridiplantae, Streptophyta, Magnoliopsida, Rosales, Rosaceae. Bases 149 to 1084 code for a protein of 311 amino acids. The transcript is spliced from 7 exons.
UCAAGAGAGAGAGAGAGCAAAGGUGGGAAAUUUGAAGGAGAAAGAAAGAAAAGGUUGAAGCUUUAGCUUUGUAAAGACCCAAAGAGAGAGAGAGAGAGUGGUAUUGAGCUUUUGCUUUUGAAAAGAGAGAAGCUUUUGUAGAGGAGGAAUGGAGGGAAGCAGUAAGAGUGGCACGGUGGUGGUGGUGGCGGCCAAUGAGAGAAAGCCAAGUGGCGGAAUCCGGAUUGGGAAUCCGUUUACUUUGAAAGUGGGUCAAGUAUUUACUGGCUUUGGCAUCGGCUGCGGUGUUGGUAUCGGCGUUGGCCGCCCCAUUAAUUUAGGUGCAGUACCAGUAGUCAAUCAAGUCAUGGGUGCUACAAGAGGCGCCACUGAUGCUUUUUCUGGCGUUAGCAGACAUGUAACUGACGCCUUGAGGAAGGUGGGAGCAAAGAACAUAGAAGCUGGCAUUGGAUGUGGUGUUGGUUUUGGACAUGGUUUUGGAGUUGGCCUUGCUCUGAAGCCAGGGAUUUUGCAACAAAUUCAAUUUUUAGCUGUACAAACAAUGACAAAAAUGAUGACAAAAUUUGGAAUUGCUCCCAAUUCACCAAUCCUUCAAGGUGCCGUUCCAAGUUCAUUGCAAAGUGGCAUUGGCAUUAUGAAUGAUUCAUCAAGCCAAAAUUCAGUCGGAAAUAUCAUGCAGAUGGCAACAAAACCACCAGACUAUGCAACUCAAGGCUUGCCUGGAUAUGGAAAUAAGGGUACAGGUUCAACUUAUGAUAAUUUUCCAUCAACAAGCUCUCCAGUUGAUACACCUUUUGGCAGUCGAACGGAGAAGGUUCUCAGCAGUUUUUUACAGAGUCCAGUUUUGAAGGGAGAGGAAAGUGAAGUGGCUGGACGCUUGAGCUCGGAGAAUAAAAUCCUUCAAAUGGUAUUGAAACACCAGCAAGUCAUUGACGAGCUCACGGAGGAGAAUGAGAAGCUUCGCCAUAUACUAGUGGAAGACCUGAAAGUACCACCUAGCAAGCUGCAAGCACAUUAUACAAGUAAAAUCAAAUAUCCAUGUUCAGAUUGCUUUGAAUGUCGAAGAAAACAAAGGAGAAGAUAGGUGAAUUAUCAGGGUUCUGUGCCUUGUUCAAAAGAUAUUAACUUUGAUACCCCUUCACUGGAGUUCAGACCUUGGUCAGCGUUCAAGGAGCAUCAUCUAGGUUCAAGGGUUACAAACCAAUUAAAGAGAUUAUACAAGUAGAAUCUCCAUCACCUACAAACCAGUUGAUGUGCAGUGGUUAGAUUCCAAGGUGGAACUAGCCGUCUUCUCAUUAUCAAGCUCUGUGCUGAACAUCUUACUUUACAUUCUACACGUUUGUGAAGCAAUCAUUUCUUGGGCAAAUUUGACUUGAGUUUUCAUUUUCCCUUAUCGGUAACACUUUGUUAUAUUUCUAGUUCCAAAUUUAGCGGAUCAUGUAAUUGUACCAAAUUGUUGAUUUAGCAGUAUGCUCCUUUAGUGCAGUCCUCAAUCAUAUGUAACACUGUAAUGUAAUUGACAAGUGCUAUAUUGGGUUUCUUUUCUGAAUCAAAAUUAGCUACUUAUACUGUGAA